UUACUGACUACUGGACCUACUGGUAGAUCUCAUUGCAUGGUACAGUCGCCAUCAGAUAUAUCGGAGCGGCCAAGGUGUUCACAAAUAUCUGAACACGCACUUUAACGCCUUAACAAUAGAGGCGUGUUCAGAUAUUUGUGAGCACCCCGGGCGCUCCGAUAUAUCUGAUGGCGGCUGUACAUAACUACUCGUAUUGAUUCAUUUAAUACGUACUAAACUUUCUAGGAACACUCGGCAAAUAAUGUGACACAUUUUAAUCGCACAAAUGUACAUAGAGGAAUUUGUUUAAAAGCGUCAUGUCAGAAUUAUUCGAGCUCAAAUAAGAUGGAAGCAGUUGAAACAUGUGUGAACGCUAGUGUCAGCAGAGACUACGGACUCACGGCUAAAGUGUUCAGAGCAUCGUGCACCGAGUACGGGGAAGGCGCGCAGUUUGAUACGAGCGAUUAUGCGUUCGGAGCGGUUGUACUUGUCCUGUUGGCGCUCAAUAUAGUCGGCAGCCUGUACGAGUUCUACGGUGGCAUCGGACAAGACACUCUUGUUGGGAAAGGGUUGUUGUGCUUCGCAAUAAGACGCAAUUGGAGGCGGCUCGUGGCGCCCGCCAGCCGCGACCCCGACCAGCAGCUGCUGCAGUGCCUGUCUGCCUACAGGAUGUUUUUCAAGUUUUGGGUCGUAUUCGUACACAUAGCAAUACCCUUCGUGCUCCUAGUCAGAAACAUAGAAUAUAUAGAGCAGUUAUACAGUUAUGCAGCAGCUCAUCUCGUGUACAACGCAGGUCUAAUAGUACAAGGGUUUUUAGUAAUUUCCGCUUUCCUGCUAGCGUAUAAUGUUCUCGUAGCGGAGCGGAAGCAGCCUAUAUCUGGUUGGCGAAAUCUGCUUUUUGCGAUAUUUGCAAGAUGGUUAAGGUUUACACCGCUUUACGCUCUCGUGGUAUUCUUCACAGCUACUUGGAUGCGGCAUAUGGGUGAAGGGCCGUUUUGGAAGGUGGUUGUGGGGGAAGAGACGUCUGAUUGCCGAAGGGACUGGAUGCUCCAUCUGUUGUACAUACAGAACUAUUUUGACAUCGACUCGCUAUGCAUGCUUCAUUCCUGGUUCUUGGCAGUAGAACUGCAAGUCACGAUUGUGGGUGCAGCAAUUUUCUUUCUUCUGAAGAGCACAAAGGCGCGACAAGCAGCUAUCGCGUUUGUGGUGACGGUGGGCCUGGUCGCCCCCGGAGUCACCGCAUUCAUCCACGACCUCGAUGCAGGGACCCUCGUGACGCCCGAGGUGGCUCUAAGGAGGUACGUGGACGCCCCGUGGUUUAACAAGCUGUACAAGCGCGGACACACUAACCUUCUGUGCUACGGUCUCGGCCUGGCGCUGGCCUACCUCAUCAUCAACCUCGACAAGAGCGACUUGGGAGCGGAAAAAUACAAGAAGUACCGCGUGGUGUUCUGGCUGCUGACGCCGGUGACACUGGCGCUGGUGGCGUCGGGCGGCUUGUUCUAUGGGGACGGCGCACGCGCACCGCUGCUCGUGCGGGCCCUCUACGCUAGCGGCGUCAAGCUGCUUUUUGGGUUAAUCAUGUGCUUCAACAUAUUUGUCUCAAUUGUAAAGGUCGAUGCAACGCUCACGCGAGUAUUCGAGUGGAACGGCUGGACCGUGCUGCGCCGGCUCACCUACUGCGUGUACUUGGUGCAUAUGAGCGUGAUCAGCCUGCUGGCGGGGAACAGCGCGACGACGGUGCACGCCUCACAGGGCGAGAUGUGGAAAACGUUCGCGCUAGUUGGGAGCGCGUCGUUUGUGAUCGCCGUGGCGCUGUUCGUGGCAGUGGAGGCUCCGUGCGCUCAACUUGCCGGUAUACUACUCCAACGGCUAGAGAAAAAACACGCCGACUAAUCUGUUCGAUAAAUAACGACCAAGAUAGUGUCAUUUAUGAAUCAUACUGGAUCAUACAUACAUACCUUCUUAGGGCCCAUUAUAUUUACAAGAAAACUUGGCAGUCAAAAUAAAAAUCUGUGGUGAAGAAAA
Molecule: messenger RNA, 2007 nt
Organism: Cydia pomonella (codling moth)
Lineage: Eukaryota; Metazoa; Arthropoda; Insecta; Lepidoptera; Tortricidae
Product: O-acyltransferase like protein-like
Exons: 11
Coding region: 325-1875 (516 amino acids)
Molecular function (GO): acyltransferase activity, transferring groups other than amino-acyl groups
Source: RefSeq, a predicted model, not a curated record